Andrographis paniculata is the source of this 2487-nucleotide messenger RNA. Its product is annotated as phosphate transporter PHO1 homolog 9-like. Gene Ontology annotation, molecular function: inositol hexakisphosphate binding. The coding region runs from base 52 to 2343 and encodes 763 amino acids. Gene Ontology annotation, cellular component: Golgi apparatus; trans-Golgi network; cytoplasm. The record is from RefSeq and is a predicted model, not a curated record. The transcript is spliced from 12 exons. NCBI's taxonomy places the organism in Eukaryota, Viridiplantae, Streptophyta, Magnoliopsida, Lamiales, Acanthaceae. Gene Ontology annotation, biological process: cellular response to phosphate starvation; phosphate ion transport.
CAAAAUUCAAAUAAGGAGCGGGCGGCGCCACCGCAGAUCCGACGGCCGGAGAUGAAAUUCGGGAAGGAAUUCGCCGCGCAGAUGGUGCAGGAAUGGCAGGAAGCUUACGUGGACUACAACGGUCUGAAAGAAAUCCUUAAAGAUCUGCUAACACACAGACGGAACCACGACGACGCCGUCUCCUCCUCGUCGCCGCGCCUGAAAAGGAGGCAGACUCUCUACCGGGCCUUCAGCGGCCUAACGGGCGGGUACAGGCCCGAGUCGGGUUCGGGUUCGGGUACGGGCUCCCCCAAGAAGAACUACGAAGACCAGGUGAUCCUCGUCAGCGCCGUCGGCGACGUUCGGGGCUCCGACAGCCAUUACGAGACCAUGUUUUUGAGAUCCGCCGAGGACGGCGGCGAGAAGGAGCUCCUCUUUUUCCGGCGACUCGAUCACGAAUUCAACAAGGUCCUCAAAUUCUACCGCGAAAAAGUCGAGGCGGCGGCUGCGGCGGCGGAGGGGCUGAGCAAGCAGAUGGAUGCGCUCAUUGCUCUCAGGAUUAGAGUCGUUAAGCCCUCCGGAAUCGUGCCUGCGCCGGAAUAUUCCGUUCGAUCUCCGUCGCCGGCGGAGAUUCCGGCGUCAAUGGUAACCUCGAAGCAAGAUGUUCGACGAAUGGAGGCAAUUCAAGAAGUGGAAAUGAUCGAGGAAGACUUCCGGUCGGCGCCAUUAGAGGUUUUGGAUCACGUGAAGAUCAAUGUCGAUCCGGCGACGCCUGUGUCGACAUUAAGGACCGUUUUAGGGAGCUCAAAAUCGGAGCUUUCAUUCAGCAAAGAUGAGCUGAAAAUGACAGAGGAGAAGCUGAAAAUCGCAUUCAUCGAAUUUUACCAACAGCUCCGGUUGCUAAAAAGCUAUUGCUUCUUGAACAUGCUUGCAUUCUCCAAGAUAAUGAAGAAGUAUGAUAAGAUAACUUCAAGGGGCGCGUCGAAAUCGUACUUAGAGAUGGUGGAUAAGUCGUAUCUCGGAACAUCCGACGAGGUUGACAAGCUCAUCACAAGGCUCGAAUCGACGUUCAUCAAGCAUUUUACGAACGGGAAUAGAAGGAAAGGAAUGAAAUGCUUGAGGCCCGCCGGAGUUAAGGAGGAUAAGCACCGGACAACGUUCUUCCUCGGUCUUUUCACCGGGUGCGCGAUCGCGCUCGUCGCUACGAUAAUUGUCAUUGUGCACGCCCGGAAUCUUCUUAAUCACGAAGGGCGGCAGCAGUACAUGGAAAGCAUAUUCCCUCUCUACAGCCUAUUCGGAUUCAUCGUCUUACACAUGAUAAUGUACGGCGCGAACACUUACCUAUGGAGGCGAUACCGAGUGAACUACGCUUUUAUCUUCGGAUUCAAGCCGGGAACUGAGUUAGGAUUCAGGGAAGUGUUCCUUGUUGCGUCGGGCCUAUCAGUUCUCGCCUUAGCUGCCGUGAUCUCGAAUUUGGACAUGGAGAUGGACCGGAGCACUGAAAACUUCAAGACAUUAACAGAAUUAGUUCCGUUAACCUUAGUCAUCGCAGUUCUCAUCAUUACAUUCUGUCCUUUCAACAUCGUUUAUCGCUCGAGCCGGUUCUUCCUCCUCCGCUGCGCGUGGCACUGCAUUUUUGCACCACUCUACAAGGUAACAUUGUCCGAUUUCUUCUUGGCGGAUCAAUUAACAAGCCAGGUUCAAGCUUUUAGGAGUUUGCAAUUCUAUGUGUUCUACUAUGUGUGGGGGGACUUCAAGAAGCGAUCGAACGAUUUCCUUGAUAGCAACGUGUAUAAAAAUGUGUACAUUGUCGUGGCGAUCAUACCGUUCUGGUGGCGCUUUCUUCAGUGCCUCCGGCGAUUGUCCGAGGAGAAAGGUGCUGAAAUGCAGGGACCCAACAGCCUCAAAUACUUGUCGACAGUCGUGGCGCUCGUGAUGCGAACGAUUUAUUCUCAGAAGGGUGGAACUUUCUGGAGAGUCAUGGCUUCGUCGACGUCGGGGGUUACGACUCUGUGCAACACGUAUUGGGACAUCGUUGUUGACUGGGGCCUCCUGCAGAAGAACGCGCGCCAUCCGUGGCUGCGCGACAAGCUGUUGAUAUCGAACCGGGCCGUGUAUUUUGUCGCCAUAGUUGUGAACGUACUCCUAAGGCUCGUGUGGAUGCAGCUGGUUCUCGACCUCAAUGAAGCGCCGUUUCUUCAUAAGCAAGCGAUGGUUGCGACCGUCGCCUGCUUGGAGAUUCUGCGCCGCGGCAUUUGGAAUUUCUUCAGGUUGGAGAACGAGCACUUCAACAACGUCGGGAAAUAUCGAGCAUUCAAAUCCGUUCCGUUGCCGUUUCACUACGAGGAUGAAAAGAGCCUGUGACAACAUAGACAAGAUACCAUACAAUGCAUAGAGAUCAAUUUAUAACAUACUGUAUAUUGUAAAAUUUUGAAAUUGUUUGUUAAUUUAUAUACUACAUCAUUUUUAUAUAUAUUAUUUGGUAAAUAUUUAAAAUAAUAAAAAUUA